Molecule: messenger RNA, 636 nt
Organism: Tricharina praecox
Lineage: Eukaryota; Fungi; Ascomycota; Pezizomycetes; Pezizales; Pyronemataceae
Exons: 6
Coding region: 1-636 (211 amino acids)
Source: RefSeq, a predicted model, not a curated record
AUGCUGAGCUUUGACCGCCCGUACCUGAAGGGUGUGGAAGUAACUAUUUGGGGCUGUUUCAUUGUCUGGGCCAGAUGGAUUAAUCCUCCCGAAACCAUUCCCGGGAUGCCCACGUCCCCAGGGCUCGCGGCCCCUGAGAGCGGCUGCUUUGCCACCUUGGUGGCCGAUCCGGCACCCACUUGUCGGGUCAGCGCUGCGUACUCGUUCACUGUCGGGUCGGCGCUGUUCUCUAUUGAAGCGUUUGUUCAGAUCUUGGGCUCCAAUCCGAAGCUUACGACCCCGACCACCACGACCACCACGACAACCGCGACCACCACGAACAACGGCCACGCCGCCGUGUUUUUCCGGCGAGCAGAAAAUAUGCUCGGCGUGUUCCCAGGAAAGGCUCGAGAAAUUAAUGUGGUGGUGGUGGUGGUGGCUGCGGCGGCUGCGCCCAAGGCCAUCAAGUACUGGAUGGUUCUCACUCCCGCUGGCGGGAGGAGAAUCAUGCAUGUCGCCUCGAGUGCGGAGGUGCCUGAGGACACGAUUUCGGUCAAGAUCGUGGUCCCGGCCUCCCACCGGUUCUUGGACUGGCCUGCGGUGGCGAGAUUGAAGGGGAAGGGAGAGGGGAAGGGGGAGGAACAGGAGCAAGAAUAA